CUUGAACGACAAUGUUAUAAAGGUCAAUGGUUGCUAAUUUACUCAAUCUCUCUUAGGAUAAAAAAAAUGGAAACAGUGGGUAAAGUUGUAAUCGCCAUUGUUAUAGCUGUGAUAAUAAGCCGAGGAUGGAAAGUACUGAACUGGAUAUGGUUGAAGCCGAAGAAGCUAGAGAAGUGGCUGAGAGAUGAAGGGUAUAAAGGUAAUUCAUACAAGCUUCUAAUGGGUGACAUGAUUGAGCUUGGAAAGAUGAUGAAUUUAGCGAAAAAAGAUCCAAUUCCAAUCACCCAUGAUAUCCUUCCACACAUUCUGCCCUUCGAUCACAAGAUCAUCUCCACAUAUGGUGAAAAAUCAUUUCUAUGGUUGGGGCCAAACCCAAGGAUGUAUAUUAGGGAUCCAGAGUUGAUAAAGGAGAUUUUAUUAAGACCAAACGAAUUCCAAAAGCCACAUCCUGAGCCAUUUCGAGAUAGCAUCGUUGGUGGGCUUCUUAUCACCGAGGGUCAUAAAUGGAGCAAACAUCGGAAAAUAAUCAAUCCAGCUUUCAAUCUUCAAAAUCUCAAGACCGUGUUCUCGGUUAUCUGCUCGAGUUGUAGUGAUAUGGUGAAUCAAUGGGAGCAUCUAACAAUGGAAACAGGUUCGACUGAAGUUGACGUAUGGCCAUAUAUAGAUAAUUUAGCAGGUGAUGUGAUUUCGAGAACAGCAUUCGGGAGCUCUUAUGAAGAAGGAAGGAAGAUUUUCCGAAUCCAGAAGGAACAAAUCGAGCUUGUAUUCAAAAUGUUGUUUAUACUUUAUCUUCCCGGACGAAGGUUCAUACCCACGAAAGCGAACAGGAAGUAUAAAGAAAACAUUAAAGAGCUUCACGUUGUGCUUAGUGGUAUCAUUAACAAGAGGAAGAAAGCGAUUGAGAUUGGAGAAGGUAGCUGCGAUGACUUACUUGGAAUUCUGCUAGAAUCAAACGCGAAAGAAAUUGAAGAAUUUGGAGUCGGAUUGAGUAUGGAAGAAGUGAUGGAAGAAUGUAAACUAUUUUACAUCGCUAGAUCUGAAACAACUUCGAAUCUAAUCGUUUGGACGAUGGUUUGUUUAAGUUUGCAUCAAGAAUGGCAAAUCAAAGCUCGAGAAGAGAUCCUGCAAGUUUUCGGCACAGGAGAACUUGAUUUCGAAGGUCUAAAGAAUCUCAAAACCCUAACGAUGAUUCUCUACGAGGUUCUUAGGUUAUACCCACCAGUAAUCAUGACAAUUCGUUCGACUAUCAAGGAAACGAAGCUAGGGAACAUGAUGAUACCUCCCGGUGUGCUAUUGGCGUUAGCAAUGAUAUAUAUUCAUCAUGAUCGGAAAGUAUGGGGGGAUGAUGCGACGGAGUUCAGACCGGAGAGAUUUUCCGAUGGGGUCGCGAUUGCAACAAAGGGGAAAGGGUUUUUCCCGUUUUCAAGUGGUCCUCGUGUUUGUAUUGGGCAGAAUUUUGCUAUGACGGAAGCAAGAGCAGCCAUGGCGAUGAUUCUCCGGCGAUUCUGUUUUGAGCUUUCGCCGACUUAUAAACAUUCCCCGUUCCCGGUGUUCACAAUGCCACCGCAGUUUGGUGCUAAUAUGAUUCUUCGGAACCUCUCGUAGCUUGAAUUUUGUAGACUACAAAUUUGCAAAACAUUCAUAAAUAAGUUGCAUUAUUAAAUGAGAUUUUCUAAAGUUAAUCAUAAUAAUUAUUA
This is a messenger RNA of Lactuca saligna, 1697 nucleotides long. Lineage: Eukaryota; Viridiplantae; Streptophyta; Magnoliopsida; Asterales; Asteraceae. The record is from the annotation of a GenBank genome assembly.